AGUAGUCCGAGUUCUGUUUGGAAAAUGGCGGGUGCUUUGAAAGAAAAACAACUAGCUCAAAAUGUUUAUGCUGCAUUGCAGGCUGCGUCUUGUCCCAUGGUGGACGGUCUGUACCUGCAGGAAGCAGACAGCAUGCUACAGCUGCUGUGUGCUCCCUCCCAGCACCGCACAGACAUACUGGCAUGGAUCUGCAGCAGUAUCAACCCAAAUUUUGCCACUUCCAAGGCGAUGUCAGUGAGAUCUGAAUACCCAGAUGUUUUGACUAAAGAAAUGGCUCUGCUUGGACAGGAGCUGAUGCUGUGCAAAGCAGGUGACCUGGACCUGAUCAGGGGUGAUGCAAGUCCUCACCGGCAGCUUCAGUUCCUGGAGCAGCUUUUAUCUCUACUCUCGGGCUCACAGAAGUCUGCUGGGCACAGAAUGGAUGAAGAGAUGCUACUGAACGAGCUCUACGCUGCCGAGAGUCUGCCUCACCUCACACAAAUGCUCAAACCCACAUUCGACCCCUGGCCUGCACACAUCAAGGCUUUACGCAAAGGCACCAAGUCAUCUUGUAAGCCAAGCAGAGGAGAGGAUGCUGAUGUUGCUGCCCUUCUACAGUUGGCUGAGUCAGCGCUGAAGCAGCUACAGUCAGAGUGUGAGUUCCUGAACAAUGAGCAGCAGAGUCCUGGCGUCUUCUCUCCGAGCUCAUUACGUGUGGCAGCGGGUGACCUCCAGCAGCUGAUGGCUACUUUCAGCCAUGUUUACGAAACAGACUUGAGAGCGUACUGCAGCAGAGACUCCCCCAGCUUCAGCACAGAGACCGAUGUCUUCCACAGAGUACACCAACUACUACUGGCCUGCAACACGGAGUUGGAAAUGUUAAAUGAAGUAUCAGAAGCUUCUGUGUCCAUGAAUGAGGAAGUAAAUGGGAUACAAACACAGCCUCGCUACUGGAGGAGAGGAGAGAAGCACACAAUGCCGGACCAACUGGAAGAGCUUAGCAGGCGAAGUAGAGAGUUUCUCUCACUGUCUCAUUCCUGAUGGCAACUUCAGACCAUCAGGGUGAAUGCUGAUGGAGAGCUGAAGUGAGCAGAGCACUCAGAAUAAUGCAGUGAUAACGAGAGGAGAGUCUGAUCUGUACUUGUGUUAAAACUUUUAACAAACAGGAUUGUGGCCAGAAAUGACUUGUUUGAUUUUUACAAGUAUUAACCAGUAGGAGCCACUGAUGUUCAGAUACAUCGCAGCAGAACUGCACUCAUCUUUCUGUAUGUGUCGUAAUGAAAACUAACACUGUUUGAUGUCGUCCCUGUUUAUUAUUUGAAAUCCAGUAUGAGGGAGAUGCUGGGGCUGGUUUUGUGUAAUCAUUCACAUCAGAACACUCAAAACAGUAUAUUCCAUGUAAUCAGCUUUUAUAAAAUCAGAAUUGAACAUUCCUCCUCUUUCACUCUCACUUGUAUUGUCCUUUACAGAACUCAGUGUAUAAAUGUCAAUAUUGUAUUAAUGAAUAAAUUUAAAAAUUUUAG
Molecule: messenger RNA, 1502 nt
Organism: Toxotes jaculatrix (banded archerfish)
Lineage: Eukaryota; Metazoa; Chordata; Actinopteri; Toxotidae
Gene: haus7
Product: HAUS augmin-like complex, subunit 7
Exons: 9
Coding region: 25-1020 (331 amino acids)
Biological process (GO): spindle assembly; centrosome cycle
Cellular component (GO): HAUS complex
Molecular function (GO): microtubule minus-end binding
Source: RefSeq, a predicted model, not a curated record